Molecule: messenger RNA, 739 nt
Organism: Paramecium sonneborni
Lineage: Eukaryota; Ciliophora; Oligohymenophorea; Peniculida; Parameciidae
Source: the annotation of a GenBank genome assembly
AAUUAAUGGACGCGGAUAUAUUUAAAGAAAUGUUCCCCUAAGAUUAUAUGAAAAGAUUUUUUGAGAAAAAUGUUAGGAUUGAUGGAAGAUAAUUUAAAUAGCCAAGAUAGAUUAUUAUAGAAUUUGGAGAAGGAUUAACUAAUUAUUAAUAUGCUGAUUGUUUCAUUUCAAUUAAGCAUAUUAUUAGGGAAAUAGAUUUAAAAGAAAUAGAUCUCUAAUAAUGCAUUAGUAUUAAUAUUUAUAAAAUUGAGAAUUGUCAAUUAUUAUGGAUAAUUAAGAUGAUUUAAGUAAUAUAGAUAAAAUUAGAAUUGAAAAACACUAUCUAAAUUAGAUUCAAGAUGUAUGUAUACAAAUUGUAGAUCCAUAAAGAUUAAGAACUUAAAAUGGAAAAGUUCAAUAAAUUGAGUUAUUUAUAAGAGUAGCUGGUGCUGAUGGAUCUUUAUUAUCACAUUUAAUAAAUUGUGUUUCAUUUUGCUUAUAAUAAAGUAAGUUAUCUUGAAAUUAAAUGUUAGUUAAGCAUUUUGAAACACAAACAUCAAUAAUUUAUAAGGAAAUUAAAUGUUUAUCUUUUGCAUUUUUUGAAGAUAAAAUACUUAUUGAUCCAAAUGAUUUUGAGGAAAGAAACUCUUCAAAUCUUACAGUGAUAUCAUUUUUAAAUGACGAACAAUAUAUUUUUAAGAAGUAUGACGGUAAACCACUGAAUUAUAUUUAAAUAUAACAAGUAAUUUAAUCAUUUUGA